Callithrix jacchus (white-tufted-ear marmoset) is the source of this 3525-nucleotide messenger RNA. It is a transcript of the gene SDR42E2, whose product is annotated as short chain dehydrogenase/reductase family 42E, member 2. Gene Ontology annotation, biological process: steroid biosynthetic process. The record is from RefSeq and is a predicted model, not a curated record. Gene Ontology annotation, molecular function: oxidoreductase activity, acting on the CH-OH group of donors, NAD or NADP as acceptor. Lineage: Eukaryota; Metazoa; Chordata; Mammalia; Primates; Cebidae.
GGGUGGUCCCGAUGCCACGCCCCGCCCCGUUCUGCCCCCUCCGGAGGAGGCGGUGGCUCUGGCGGCACCGAGACAGGUGCAGCGCUGGGAGCGUGCAGCGCUGGGAGCACGCAGCGCCGCGGGAGCCCGGGCCAGGUGGUCGGUUUCUGGGUCUGCAUGGCUCAGUAAAGGAUGAAGCCCAACCCCCCAGGCUCCUCCCCAGAGGCCUGCAAAGCUGCAGGCCAGGGUGAGAAGAGCUGCCCUGUCUGCCAGGCCUGUGGAGAGGUCUCAGGUCCAAGGUCUGGUUUAGGGUCUGAGUCAGGGCCUGUACCAAAGCCUGGUGCCAUUCCAGGGCCUGGACUGGGGCCCAAAGCUAUUCCAGAACCUCAGGUGGGUUCUGGUGCUGGUCUGAGGCCUGAUACUGUUUCAGGAACUGGACCAGGUCUAGGGCCUGGGCCAGGCUCUGGGUCAGUACCUGGGCCAGGAGCUAGGUCAGUACCUGCACCAGGAGCUAGGUUAGCACCUGCGCCAGGAGCUAGGUCAGCACCUGGUCUAGGAGCUGAGUCUGUACCUGAGCCAGGAGCUGGAUUGGUACCUGGGCCCGGAUCUGGGUCUGCACCUGGUCUAGGAGCUGGGUCAGUACCUGUUAUAGGAGCUGGGUCUGUACCUGGGCCAGGAUCUGGGUCUGUACCUGGUCUAGGAGCUGUGUCAGCACCUGGUCUAGAACAUAGGUCUAUACCUGGGCCAGGAGCUAGGUCAGUACCUGGUCUAGGACCUGGGUCUGUACCUGGGCCAGGAGCUGGGUCAGUACCUGGUCUAGGACUUGGGUCUGUACCUGGGCCAGGAGCUGGGUCUGUACCUGGUCUAGGAUCUGGCUCGGCACCUGGGCCAGGAGCUGGGUCCACACCUGAGCCAGAGCUAGGAUCUGGGCUCACACAGGGGUCUGUGACUGGGCCCAAACUCAGGGAGUCAACAGCAACCCCAACACCAGCACCACAGCAGAAGACUCAAGCCAAACCCACAAAGGCUGCCAGGCAGAAGGUUCUGGUGACUGGAGGAGGAGGCUACCUGGGCUUCAGCCUGGGAUCCCACCUGGCCAAGAGCGGCACUUCUGUCAUUCUGCUCGACCGCCGCAGACCCCAGUGGGAACUGUCCCCGGAAACUGAGUUCAUCCAGGCUGACGUCCGAGAUGAAGCAGCCCUGUACCGUGCCUUCGAAGGGGUGGACUGUGUCUUCCACGUGGCUUCCUAUGGAAUGUCCGGGGCUGAGAAGCUGCAGAAAGAGCAGAUUGAGUCUAUAAAUGUCGGAGGCACCAAACUAGUGAUUGAUGUCUGUGUUCGCCGGCGGGUUCCAAGGCUCAUCUAUACCAGCACUGUCAACGUUGCAUUUGGCGGGAAGCCCAUACAGCAGGGCGAUGAGGACUCCGUACCGUAUUUCCCACUGGACGAGCACAUAGACCACUAUUCCCGAACCAAAGCCAUCGCCGACCAACUGACCCUCAUGGCCAAUGGGACGCCUCUCCCAGGAGGAGGCAUUCUUCGGACGUGUGUGCUCCGGCCCCCAGGGAUCUACGGCCCUGAAGAGCAGAGGCACCUGCCCCGCGUGGCGGGCCACAUCAAGAAGAGGCUGUUCAUGUUCCGAUUUGGGGACCGCAAGGCACAGAUGAACUGGGUCCAUGUGCACAAUGUGGUGCAGGCACACGUGCUGGCAGCCAAAGCCCUCACCGUGGGCAAGGGCUACGUGGCUAGUGGGCAGGCAUACUACAUCAACGAUGGGGAGAGCGUCAACCUCUUUGAGUGGAUGGCCCCGCUGUUUGAGAAGCUGGGGUACAGCCAGCCCCGGAUCCAGGUGCCUACUUCCUGGGUCUACCUGACAGCGGCAGUGAUGGAGCACCUGCAUCUGGCCCUGAGACCCAUCUGCAACCUCCCACUGCUGCUCACCCGGAGUGAGGUGUGCAGCGUGGCCGUGACGCACACCUUCCAGAUAGCCAAGGCCCGCGCCCAGCUCGGCUAUGCGCCAGACAAGUUCAGCUUAGCCGACGUCGUGGAGCGAUACGUGCAGUCCACUAGCCCGCGGCCCCGCAGCUCCACGGCGCAGACGCUCCUGCGGCUGCUGCUCGGACUGCUGCUGCUCCUAGGCUUGCUCGCCCUGGCCCUGCACUUCCUAGGCCUGCAGCCUCUACAAGCCGCCAUGAAGCGCCUCUAACCGUCCACCGUCCGCCGCCCGCCAGGGUCCCUGCUGCACCUUUACCCUCGCCCAGCUCCCUCGGCUGGUACCAGCCCCUGCCCCGUCUUCCGGGUUUCAGCGCGCCUCCGCUCCGCCUCUUGAAUCCUGGCCACGCCCCUGAGCCGCCCUCCAGACCCAGCCUCGCCGCCCGAGUCCUGGCGGUGUCGCUGACUACUCCCAGACCUUGCCUCGCACCCUUCCUGUGUUUUGGUCCCGCCUCUGUCCCGCCCCACCUUUCGAAGUGGGCACGCUCCCGCUGCGCCCCCUGAAUCCUAGCCACGCCCCUGGUCAGCCCGGAGGCCUAGCUCCAGCCCCUUUCCGUGUUUUGGCCCCGCCCUUCAAAUUGGGCACUUUGUGCCCCGCUCCCUGAUUUCCCUGAGCAGCUCUCCAGACCUAGCCCGUUUCACGGUUUGGGCACGCCUCUUCCCCGCCUCCUGACUUCCUGGCCUAUUCCUGAGCCGCUCUCCAGGCCUAACCCCGCCCCCGUGUUAUAGCCACGCCCCUUCCCCCCGCUUCAUGUUUUCGCCCGCCUUCUGAAUCAUAGUCACAACUUCCCCCCUCUCCCCGCCCGCUGAGUCUUGGCUACGCCCAUGACCCGCCCUCCAUGUCCUGGCCUUGCCUCCUUUUUCCUCCCUCCGGCCUGGCCCGGUUACUGACACAGGCCAAGGCUCACAGCCUGUUCCGUCUUCCGGCCUUUCUCCUAGUCCGUGCCCAGUCCUGGCUCUCCCCAGAUCUGGUAUUUGCUCCCUUUCUGGUCCUCCCCGCGCGCUUGAGCCCACCCUUUGGCUUCUCGUUUGGGUCUGGCCUUGCUCAUCCCUCUGAGUCCAGUCCCGCCCUUCUCGCGUUAAUUGGGUCCUGGCCCUGCCCCCUCCCUCUCUGGCUUCACCCCUUUCCAGCCCCGUCUCCUGGGUGGGUUCUCCUUGGAGCCUGUCUGCCGCAGUCGCUAUGGGCUAAUGCAGGCUAUGGUGGCGUCGUCAGGAGUUUGCGCCGUCGGCUCCUGCUCUGGGACAGUGAACCCUCCUCCCCGCCCAGGCUCUCUGGGCUUGUCCUGAGAUGGUCUCGGAAUCCCGAGUUAGACCCGCUCUGUCUGGUAACAUUGCAUUGGAUCCACCCCGACCCGAAUGUUCUUGGCUUCUCAUUCACACAGAUCUAUGUGUGACAGCCUGGGCUUGGGGAAAAACCGAGACUCAAGCUUCUGCCGAGCCCUACUUGGCCGUUUUGGGUUCCUGCCUGGAGAUAACAGCACAGUAAGCACAGGUUUCAGUACCAGAAAGAGCAUUAAAAAAAAAAAAAAAAACUUUAAAAAUAAUUGGAUGUCUC